This is a messenger RNA of Acanthopagrus latus (yellowfin seabream), 2866 nucleotides long. RefSeq names its product VPS37A subunit of ESCRT-I (gene vps37a). The transcript has 12 exons. Lineage: Eukaryota; Metazoa; Chordata; Actinopteri; Spariformes; Sparidae. Gene Ontology annotation, cellular component: ESCRT I complex. The record is from RefSeq and is a predicted model, not a curated record. Bases 318 to 1493 code for a protein of 391 amino acids. Gene Ontology annotation, biological process: protein targeting to membrane; protein targeting to vacuole; ubiquitin-dependent protein catabolic process via the multivesicular body sorting pathway.
GGCUUGCUUAGUCGAAAGGUUGUCUUCUGAAGACAGAAUCAUCUCUCGCUUUGGUAAUAUUAACGACAGUGGUGAAAUCAUAGACUUGCUCCGAGUUUAAACAGAAGUGACGUUUUAUCCGACACGUUGGGACAUGCCAUCUGACUUUGUCACGUAGCUGUAAAGUAAGCCUCGUGAGGACAACAACCCGUCGGUGGUCAGCAAGCUAACAGGCGUUAGCACCGCAGAUCUCUCACUUUCUCCUCCAUUUCGUCUGCGUCUGUCACCGGCCUUUAGAUUCUGUCACCAGGUCCAGUCCGUGGUUUUGCCAGGAGAGGAUGAACUGGCUUUUCCCCUUGUCCAAAGGCUCCGGACCUCACCCUCCUCUGAACAGCUUACAGCAACAAAAACAGCGGCAGAUCGAGUCUCUCAAAGCUGCUCAUCCGAGCCUCGCAGAGAUCCAGAAAGAUGUCGAGUACAGAAUACCAUUCACAGUCAACAACUCCACCAUUAGUGUUAAUGUUCUGCUGCCUCCUCAGUUCCCCCAGGAGAAGCCGGUGGUUAGCGUCUACCCCCCUGUUGGUCAUCAUUUAGUAGACAGCAAUAAUGGCACCAUUAUCACCAGCCCCCUCAUCAAUAAUUUUGGGAUGCACUCAGAUCUGGGUAAGGUCAUUCAGAGUCUGCUGGAUGAGUUCUGGAAGAGUCCACCUGCCUUGAUGUCCAGUGGCCCUGCUGGCUUUCCAUACAAUAUGUACAAGCCUCCUUACCCCACUCAGGCUUUCCACUAUGGAUCUCGCCACAUGGGUCCCAGUCACACGCCGCCUGCUGGUCCAGGCCCAGCUCCGUGUCCAGCUCCCAUGCCUCACCCUGGGGCUGAAAGUGCCCAUGGACACCCUCGAGCUCCAGCCCCAUAUGGACUGAUUUCUGACCUGCCACUGCCUGUUCCCACCGGAGACUCCCAGGCUGGACUGAACGGACACAUGUACAAGAUGCCUGAGAUUCCCGAGUCUUUUCCUGAACUCACUGACAUGAAUUUAAUGCAGUUGUCAAGCAUGUCUGAAAACGAGGACGUGUUACUGGAGUUCUUUGUGAGUUUGCCACAACUCAAGCAGAUCACCAAUGAUAAAGAAGAACUUGUCACCAGUAUAGUGGACAUGGCGAAGAAAAACCUUCAGAUGGAGCCACAGCUCGAAGGAAAAAGACAAGAAAUGCUCUACAAGUACGAACAGCUGACCCAGAUGAAAUCGGCCUUUGAGACAAGGAUGCAGCGACAGCAUGACCUCAGUGAGAGUUGCAGUCUUAGUACUUUACAGGCUCGGUUAAAAGUUGCAGCCCACCAGGCUGAGGAGGAGUCAGAGGAGACAGCGGAAAACUUCCUGGAGGGACGCACAGACAUCGACGAAUUUCUGACCAGCUUCAUGGAGAAAAGAACGCUUUGCCACAGCAGAAGAGCCAAAGAGGAAAAGUUGCAACAGUCUAUCAACACACAUGGACCGUUUCCUACCAGCCACUAGAACACAAGGUUUGAUGUUUUCUCAGCCAACUGCUGCCAACUAAAAAGGAUAAAGACAUUUGAGGGGACAAAAAGCACACUGAGUCAACAAUGGGCACUUUGGAGAAACACGAAUAUGACGAUCGCAGUGCUGGGCUUGAAAAAAUAAAGAGAGGAAAAGAAGAAAAAGCCUGCUGUGCCCAGAUUUGAGCUAACAAAGCCCGGUGACGUUUGAUGGAGAAGCUGUCGAGUCACCACAAGAGGCCAAAACUGGGAGAAGGAGUAAUUUGCCUGGCCUUUACUACCACAUUACUAAGGAUUGAUUACACAGUGGAUAAUCUCCAUUGCACAUGCUCUUUGUCCAGUUUUGACUUGACGGAAAGAAUUUUGUUUCUUUCUAGAAUUUAUGUUGCUCACUAAGAGAAAUGCCAGUGGUUGGUGAAUUGAACACAUUUGGAAGAUAGUACAAGUUGUUAAGGACAAUAUUCCCAAACUUUUCCAGGCAGUGAGUAAGAAAAUGUCACUAUGAAGUAAUUGUUAAAAUGCUGAUGCUGGAGUCUGUGUUUGCUGUCUCUGAGAUCACUGUCAUGUCCUUCCUUUAUUAUUCGAGAAAGGUCCUACUGCCUACUGGACAGAGAGAGGAAAUACAUUUGCACUGCAAAUCUCCUGUUUACAUUGGAAAGGUUGGUCUAGACAUUUUCAUGUAAUUCAGUAAGAAUAGUGUUACUUUAACAAGUCAAGAUAAUCUCUCCAACAGGAGGCAAGGACGGGACAGUGUUGUCAGGAGACCUUAAGCUUGGGCUGUUGUCACUCUUUGCAGACAGUAGGUGGUCCUUCAUCAAGUUGGUGGGUGUCCCCUUAAGUAAUAUCUUGAACACAGCCUCAAAAUCAGUGUGUUUGUGCAAGCGCUCAUAAUUCGAUAAACUUCCCAGGGUAAUAAUCUGACUUUUUUCACAGUGUUGACACCAUAACAGAAUUCACAUAUGUACUGUACAUCAAAAUCACAGUCACCACAAUCCAGAUGACAAAGUUGAUCAGUUUGCAAACAUAUUAGGUAAACUGGUGUCAGCAGAAUGACACAAACCAGGUAAACGGUUUAAUCACACUCUUACCUAAAUGCUUUUUACAUGAAUUAAGUUGUUUGUGUUCAUGGAAACAUACUGAUCAAUAUCAGCACCUGGAUGUUUUCUGACACCUUUUGAACUGGACAAUUUUUGACGCAGAUUUGGGAUACUGUUUGGGAAUAUUAGGUUAAAUGCUACAGUAAUGCUCGAUGACAUUGGAUACUGUAUUUAAAUAAUGUUAAUAAUAGGCUAUAUUGUAAUCGAAGACUCAGACACCUUGUAUUAUAUGUUCUUAUUUAAUUUGUUAGAGUAAUAAAGCAUUUAGAAUAAA